Molecule: messenger RNA, 354 nt
Organism: Pieris macdunnoughi
Lineage: Eukaryota; Metazoa; Arthropoda; Insecta; Lepidoptera; Pieridae
Source: the annotation of a GenBank genome assembly
AUGGAGUCCUUCGAUGAGUUCGUCGCAAGACUCGUGAAGAGGAUGUUUGAUCAAGCAGACGGCUCUCAAAGUCUCAACAUCUUUACACGCUCUUCUCCGCGGGCACCGAUGAUACCAGUGCAGGAGCCAGGAACCGCGGCUUCCACCGCUCUCUUCUUCGGCUUCACCCGGCGGGAAAACCAGGACAAGCUCUUUGUCGUCGACCAGGUGAAAGGCAAAAGGCUGCGGGGAUCGCUAACCCGCUUUGACCAAGUCAGGGUCCUAUCGGGUCUCCCCUUAACAGCUGCGUUAAGGGAAGAGACCGAUAUCUCUAGCAGACACAGCGACACGACCUUCAAUGAAGUCAAACUUUAA